Molecule: messenger RNA, 2838 nt
Organism: Cooperia oncophora
Lineage: Eukaryota; Metazoa; Nematoda; Chromadorea; Rhabditida; Trichostrongylidae
Source: the annotation of a GenBank genome assembly
AUGGCCUUGCUACGUGAGUGGGGCUGGGGCUCCACGAGUGUACAAUAUUCGCGAGAAUCCACUCCUGUGCGGUCCUCAUCGCCAAUGAAGAGUCGGCUAGCUUCAUUCCUUUCGAGUCCUUCAACAUCAGCAGAAAGUCCAAAAAUAUCCGUAAAGCAUAUGAAAGGUUCAGUCGAGCAGGUCAUGCUGAGAUGGAUCAAUUCUGAGAUUGCACAGAAACUGAAUAUGCGAGUGGAGAACAUGGAUCGUGAUUGGAAGGAUGGUGUCAUGUUCAAUGCACUGGUUCACAGAUGGAAGCCAGAAGUGGUGGACAUGGAAAAAGUUCGGGUGACUGAACCGCGGGAAAAUUUGGAAAAUGCCUUCGAAUUGGCCCACAAACAUUUGGGCAUUAACAAAUUGUUGGAGAUUGAUGAUGUAUUGUGUGCAAAGCCGGACAAGCGGUCCAUCAUCACCUAUGUGUCACAGUUUGUCCGUACUUAUGGAAGGCCUGCUCCUGUCGAAGAGCAUAACGUGCACACUGAAUUUUUGGAAUGGCUUGCUUUCACAUGUCAGUUGGACCUUAGAAACAAUGAACAAGGGAUGUACUUCCGUGUACGUCGGGAAUUCAUAGAAUACCGCAGUCUCUACAAUACUAUCAUGGCUACAAAACUGAAUUACACUAUUGAGGAAUUAGCCUUGAUCCAAGAGAGAUGGGAAACUAUACGGAAUAACCUUGAAGCAACCGCAGUGAAUGCAGAAAAACGACUGCCGAAGCCAUACUCGUCACUUUCCGUUUGGACAGCUACUGGCCAAUCGAUUAUUAACACUCCGCUGAAUUUGCCCACGGAUAAUCCGCAGAAAUGUCUUGUUUUAUUACAGAAAAUGAUCUCAGAACACAAUCGUCACUUUAUCGAAAUGGCUGCCAAGAUGGAAGAGCUGAACACUGCAGCUGAUUCUGGUGGGUUGGGUGGCCGCCCAGUCGCUGCGGAAUAUGUGGAACCAUUACGAAUUCGAAUGACGACGUUAGCUGAUGAAGCCCCAUUGAAGUUGGCCACUCUGAAAAUACUUUACGCCCACUACGCACUUCUCGCAUACCUUCAAGACAUGGAGAGUAAGAUGAGGUUGUGGAGCUCUGCUGAAAGUCUUCAACUUUUGAAUCGAUGGAUCGUGGAGUAUAGUCAGCUAGAAAAAGAGAACCCUCGUUCGAAAUGUUCUCAAUAUAUUGAAGACCUCAGGAAAACGCUAGCUAGUGAACCAAGUGCGUUAUAUGUAGAUUUCCCUAUCUGUCUCUCUUUUAAAAUUCCAUUUUUCGGGGACUUUAAAGCAGAAAUUUGGAUGGUUUCAGCUUCAGACACAAAAUUGGAUGGCGACAGCAUGUUACGGUUAUGUGGUCGUCGUUCUGAAGAAGUUCUAAGAGCUUUCGAUUCUAUGAAGACGAAUCUGUGGACACUUCGUAGCUUGUGGGUCGAAUGGGAACGCGAACUGGAGCGACUUGAUGCAAUAGCUGUGGCUGGAAUCGGAAACCGCACCAACACAAUUCAAGGUUUUGUAAGAGGCGAUCUUAUAGUGACCAUUGAAUUGAAUUUGUUCUCAGAUGAAUCGGAAGCGAUUCGAGUGCUGGAAGCCAAAUUUGAUGAACUCGCUCCACUACUAAGUGUUUCGGCUCGUCUGGCUUGUAAUCAGAGGAUGGAGCUGUUACGACUCAAGGUUAGGCAACUAAACAAGUUUGGAGCAACCUGCCGAUUAGUAGUUGAACUUGUGCCAUCAACUUCUCAAAUGAUAAGAAAGGUAACAAGCGUUAACGAGGCCGCGGCAAGUAUUGAAGAAAUCGAGAAAAAUCUCAAUCAAAGGACAUCUCGCGGGGUUGAGAACGAACUACAAGAGACAUGUGAAAAGAUGGAAUUGAAGCGUCAACUGAAUGCCUUGCGGAAAGCCAGGCCUCAGAUGAAUGCUGUCGAGCUUUACUUGGCCCAACUGCAAGAGUGGCUUGCGUCCAGAGAUGCCUAUGAUCGCGCAAAAGCUUUGGAUGUAUUGGACCUUAUCGGUAAAGCAAUCGAUACAAUUGAACAGGAAUCGGGACGUUACGUUGACUGCGAAAGCUACAGAACUGUGUUUCGUUCUUGUACAAGCAGGGUGCAUGGUGAAGGAACAAGCUCCGCACAAACCCUUGAGGAGCCUCCAGUUGACAAGGGCUACGUGAAAGAAGUGAUGAGUCGUGCAGAGCUUAUCCUGAAUCGCAGAGAGUCAAACGGAGAUGAAGUUCGCGCUUCUCGGAACGACAUGGCAGACUGCGAAGUAGUCUUACGCGAUUGGAACAGCAAACGUUUGGCAGCCUUGAGGGAGCGAUGGAAUGCAAAACUACAUGAGUUUGAACUUUGGGAAACGCAAAUGACUCGUGUGCAACAGAUCGCUGCAACGCUUGAACGCAGUCAGGGUCUGGACCCGUCAAUAAUCGCUGAACUGCAACGAAUUGAAGAAAGCUGCGACCAGAUGUCAAUGACAGACUUGUUUCAUCCACUUCGACUUGCAAUUCGGCAGCUUCGUGUCGACCUAGAGCGUUCAUUUGAAGAGCGCCUUGAAAGUUUGAAAAUGUCGGGCGAGGAAGACUGCACCGUCGCUCAUAACAUCGUUCAGGAGUUUGGCGAGGAGUUGGUGGCGUUCUGUCCGCAGUUAAACGAGCGACACACUGAGGCUCGGCGAGUUCUAACACGGAAAAUGGAGCUUUUCCGACGCCUUCAAAAUUAUUACGACGCUGUCAAAAGUCUUCGAAAUCAAAAUAUUUCAUGGAAUACUAUUACAUCGGCAGAGGUACAUCAUUUUAUAGUUCUGUAUAUUUUUAAGAGAACAUUGGUUGUUUAA